This is a messenger RNA of Drosophila navojoa, 1319 nucleotides long. It is a transcript of the gene cathD, whose product is annotated as cathepsin D. Gene Ontology annotation, biological process: proteolysis; cell death. Gene Ontology annotation, molecular function: aspartic-type endopeptidase activity. The record is from RefSeq and is a predicted model, not a curated record. Gene Ontology annotation, cellular component: lysosome. NCBI's taxonomy places the organism in Eukaryota, Metazoa, Arthropoda, Insecta, Diptera, Drosophilidae.
UUAAUUUACUGCAACACAAACGAUUCCAAACCAAUCAGUCGGGAGCGAAUUUUCCAACUUAAAGCAUUUAAAUUACUUGCAGUAGUCAUGCAGAAGACACUGCUACUAAUUGCUGCUUGCCUGGCCCUAGCCUGGGCCGCAGAGCCACAACUCUUGCGAGUGCCGUUAACCAAAUUCCAGUCUGUGCGCCGGCAUUUUGCUGAUGUCGGCACCGAGUUGCAUCAAUUGCGCAUUAAAUAUGGCGCCGGUGAUUCACCCGAACCACUCUCUAAUUACCUGGAUGCCCAAUACUACGGCCCCAUAUCGAUUGGCACACCACCUCAGAAUUUCAAGGUUGUCUUCGAUACGGGCUCCUCUAAUCUCUGGGUGCCAUCCAAAAAAUGUCACCUGACCAACAUUGCUUGCCUGAUGCACAAUAAAUACGAUGCCAGCAAGUCGUCGACAUACAACAAAAAUGGUACUUCAUUCGACAUACACUAUGGCUCGGGCAGUCUCUCGGGUUACCUAUCCACCGAUACAGUCAACAUUGCCGGCUUGGACAUCAAGGGUCAGACAUUCGCCGAAGCACUGAGUGAACCUGGUUUGGUCUUUGUCGCCGCUAAAUUCGACGGUAUCCUUGGAUUGGGCUACAGUUCGAUAUCGGUGGAUGGUGUUAAGCCACCAUUCUACAACAUGUUCGAGCAGAGCUUAAUCGCACAGCCGGUGUUUUCAUUCUACUUAAAUCGUGAUCCUAAGGCACCCGAAGGAGGCGAAAUCAUUUUCGGUGGCUCCGAUCCCAAGCAUUAUACUGGCGACUUCACAUAUUUGCCUGUUACACGCAAGGGCUACUGGCAAAUCAAAAUGGAUUCCGCUCAGAUAAACAAUGUGGAGCUGUGCAAAGGUGGCUGCCAGGUGAUUGCCGAUACGGGCACCUCGCUAAUUGCCGCACCUGCUGCCGAGGCUACAUCAAUCAAUCAGGCUAUUGGUGGCACCCCCAUUGUGGGCGGACAGUACGUCGUCUCCUGUGACAUGAUACCCAAUUUGCCGGUCAUUAAAUUCGUGCUAGGUGGCAAGACCUUUGAGCUGGAGGGCAAGGAUUACAUUUUGCGAAUUGCCCAAAUGGGCAAAACUAUUUGCCUGUCCGGCUUCAUGGGCAUGGAUAUACCACCACCAAAUGGUCCCCUCUGGAUUCUGGGCGAUGUCUUCAUUGGCAAAUACUAUACUGAGUUCGACAUGGGCAACGAUCGUGUUGGCUUUGCCGAUGCCAAGUAGAGCUGUGUCUGAAAUAAUCAGUUUUUUCCUAUUCAUUUAUAUAUACUUACGUCCUAAUGCAAAAGGCA